Nematolebias whitei (Rio pearlfish) is the source of this 6011-nucleotide messenger RNA. RefSeq names its product echinoderm microtubule-associated protein-like 6. The record is from RefSeq and is a predicted model, not a curated record. Bases 144 to 6011 code for a protein of 1955 amino acids. Lineage: Eukaryota; Metazoa; Chordata; Actinopteri; Cyprinodontiformes; Rivulidae. Gene Ontology annotation, molecular function: microtubule binding. The transcript has 42 exons.
UGUAGUUGGAGACUGCUUUCUCCAAAGGACUACAAUGAUGGACUGCAGCUCCCAUCAUCCUUAGCAGCAGCUUCAGACUCGAUAAACGGCGGUUCUGACGCCUCUGUGGAUUUAGGGUUUGGAGUUUGUGGCUUAGAGCCGACAUGUCGGAUAAAACGGCACCGCGCUGCCAGUUGAGGCUGGAGUGGAUCCACGGGUACCGGGGCCACCAGUGCCGGAACAAUCUGUACUACACCACCAGUAAGGAGGUGGUGUACUAUGUGGCAGGGGUGGGCGUGGUCUACAACACCAGAGAACACACCCAGAAGUUCUUUUUGGGGCACAACGAUGACAUCAUCAGUCUGGCCAUGCAUCCAGAUAAGAUCCAGGUGGCGACGGGUCAGGUGGGAAAGGACCCAUACAUCUGUAUCUGGGACACCUAUGCCAUGCAGACCGUGUCCAUUCUGAGGGACGUCCACACCCACGGAGUCGCUUGUCUCGCCUUUGACUCAGAUGGACAGAGAUUGGCCUCUGUUGGUCUAGAUGCCAAGAACACAGUGUGCAUUUGGGACUGGAGGAGAGGACGGGUCGUUGCCACGGCAACCGGACACUCAGACAGGAUCUUUGAUAUCUGCUGGGACCCGAUCAAGUCCAGCCGGCUGGUCAGCUGUGGAGUCAAACACAUAAAGUUUUGGAAUCUGUGUGGGAAUGCUCUGACCCCCAAACGAGGACUCUUUGGAAAAACGGGUGACCUGCAGACCAUCCUGUGUGUCGCGGCAGCCAAAGAUGAGCUGACGUACUCUGGAGCUCUGAACGGAGACGUUUAUGUGUGGAAAGGAACUGCUCUGAUCAGGACUAUUCAGGCUGCACAUGGGGCGGGGAUCUUCAGCAUGCAUGCCUGUGAGGAAGGAUUCGCCACCGGAGGAAGAGACGGCUGCGUUCGACUGUGGGAUACCGACUUCAAACCCAUCACUAGGAUUGACCUGAGGGAGGCAGAGCAGGGCUACAAAGGUCUGUCGAUUCGCAGUGUGUGCUGGAGAGCUGACCGGAUCCUGGCUGGCACUCAGGACGGGGAAAUCUUCGAGGUGAUGGUUCGAGAUCGGGACAAACCGGUGCUGCUGAUGCAGGGUCACAGCGAAGGGGAGCUGUGGGCGCUGGACCUCCACCCCAAACAGCAGGUGGCUGUUACUGGGAGCGACGACCGCUCAGUCAGGUUGUGGAGUCUAGCAGACCACACCCUGCUGGCUCGCUGUAACAUGGAGGAAUCUGUUCGAAGUGUUUCCUUCAACAACGAUGGCUCGCAGCUUGCUCUGGGCAUGAAGGACGGCUCGUUUACCGUUUUGCGAGUCAGGGACAUGACAGAGGUGGUCCACAUCAAGGACAGAAAGGAGGUGAUCCAUGAGCUUAAGUUCUCUCCAGAUGGUACUUUACUGGCGGUGGGAUCCAAUGAUGGACUGGUUGAUAUAUAUGCCGUUGCUCAGCGCUACAAGAAGGUCGGCGAGUGCAGCCGCUCCACCUCCUUCAUCACCCACUUGGACUGGUCAGUGGACAGCCGCUUCCUGCAGACCAAUGAUGGUUCUGGUGAGCGGAUCUUCUACAGGAUGCCAGCUGGAAAGUUGGUUCCUAAAGAGGAAGUCAAGGGGAUACACUGGAUGACCUGGACAGGUGUCAUUGGGCCUGAGGUGAAUGGGAUCUGGCCCAAAUACUCCACUGUCACAAACGUGAACUCUGUGCACGCCAACUACAGCAGUGCUGUUCUGGUGACCGGGGAUGAUCUGGGUCUCAUCAAGCUAUUCCGGUUCCCCUGCUUGAAAAAAGGGGCCAAGUUCAAAAAGUACAUUGGACACUCUGCCCAUGUGACCAACGUUCGCUGGUCCAGUGACUUGCAGUGGGUCAUCAGCACCGGCGGUGCCGACCAUGCCGUCUUCCAGUGGAGGUUCCUUCCUGAAAGCGUCAUGAACGGUGUUCUGGAGCCGCUUCUUCAAGAGGGUUAUGCCGACUCAAACAGUGGCGAGUCGGACUCGGACGUGUCGGACGUCCCAGAACUGGACUCAGACAUCGAACAAGAAGCUCAGACCAACUAUGAGCGGCAGGUGUAUAAGGAGGAUCUGCCUCAGCUCAAAAAGAAGCUGAUUGGUUCCCUGAAGCGUCAAAAAGCGCCGGAGGAGGGGCUUCGCCUGCAGUUUGUCCACGGGUACCGAGGCUUCGACUGCAGGAACAACUUGUUCUACAGUCAGACGGGGGAGGUGGUGUUCCACGUAGCCGCUGUGGCCGUCGUCUACAACCGGCUGCAGCACAGCCAGCACUUUUAUCUGGGACACGAUGACGACAUCCUCAGCCUCGCUGUCCAUCCGCUCAAAGACUAUGUGGCCUCAGCACAGGUGGGCAGAGACCCGGCAAUCCACGUCUGGGACGUCCAAACCCUGAAGUGUCUGUCGCUGCUCAAAGGACACCACAGCAAAGGAGUGUGCGCUUUGGACUUUACAGCUGAUGGCAAGAGUUUAGUUUCUGUUGGAAUCGACGAAUUUCACUCCAUCGUCAUCUGGGACUGGAAGAAAGGAGAGCGACUGGCCAAGGCUAGAGCUCAUAAAGAGAAGAUCUUUGUGGUGAAGAGUAAUCCGUUCAGGAUGGACAAGUUGCUAACUGUUGGGAUUAAACACAUCAAGUUCUGGCAGCAUUCAGGUGGGGGUCUGACCUUUAGACGGGGGAUCUUUGGGAACCUAGGGAGGCAGGAGACCAUGAUGUCGGCUUGUUAUGGUCGGUCUGAGGACCUGGCUUUCACUGGAGCCACCAACGGAGAUGUCUACAUCUGGAAGGACACCACGCUCAUCAAGACCGUCAAGGCUCACGAUGGACCUGUCUUUGCCAUGUGUUCCCUGGACAAGGGUUUUGUGACGGGGGGGAAAGAUGGCAUUGUGGAGUUGUGGGACGACAUGUUUGAGCGAUGCUUGAAGACGUAUGCCAUAAAGCGAGCUUCGUUGUCUCCGUCUUCCCAAGGCUUGCUGCUGGAGGACAACCCGUCCAUCAGAGCCAUCACUCUGGGUCACGGUCACAUCCUGCUUGGAACAAAGAACGGAGAAAUCCUGGAAAUCGAUAAAAGUGGACUGAUGACGCUGCUGGUCCAGGGUCACAUGGAGGGCGAGGUGUGGGGUUUGGCAGCUCAUCCUCUACUUCCUAUCUGUGCCUCUGUCAGCGAUGAUAAAACUCUGAGGAUCUGGGAGCUGUCAGCCAAUCACAGGAUGGUCGCUGUGCGUAAACUCAAGAAAGGUGGGCGGUGCUGCGCCUUUUCUCCAGAUGGUAAAGCUCUGGCUGUCGGUCUUAAUGACGGCAGCUUUAUCGUGGUGAAUGCAGACACGUUGGAGGACAUGGUGACCUUCCACCACCGCAGGGAGCUCAUCUCAGACAUUUGUUUCUCCCAAGAUGUGGGAAAGUACCUGGCCGUGGCGUCCCAUGACUCCUUUGUGGACAUCUACAACAUCCUGACGAGUAAAAGAGUCGGCAUUUGUAAAGGAGCGGGAAGCUUCAUCACUCAUGUGGACUGGGACUCCAGAGGUAAGCUGUUGCAGGUGAACACCGGAGCCAAGGAGCAGCUUUUCUUUGAGGCGCCGCGAGGACACAUACAGAACAUCAGCGUGGCCGAGUUUGAGAAGUUGGACUGGGCCACCUGGACCUCAGUUCUGGGUCCAACUUGUGAAGGAAUAUGGCCGACUCUCAGCUUCAUUAACGCAGCUUCGCUCACUAAAGAUCGCAAACUGCUUGCAACAGGAGAUGACUUUGGCUUUAUCAAACUCUUCAACUAUCCAUCAAGGGGCCAGUUUGCCAAGUUUAAGAAGUAUGUGGGUCACAGCACCAAUGUAACAAAUGUGCGCUGGUCCAACGACAACUCCAUGCUGCUGUCAGUGGGCGGGGCUGACACAGCACUGAUGAUCUGGACAAGAGAACUGCCAGGUCACAAAGAAAACAAAGCCAUGGACAGCGAGGAGUCGGAUGCUGACUCAGAGGAAGAUGGAGGGUAUGACAGUGACAUCGCUUUAGAGAAGGGGAUCGACUAUGUGGCUAAGGUCUAUGCAACAAGCACAAGGAAUAUGUCAGGAACCAAACCUCACCUACAGCACCGAGAGCUUCCUGUGGAGGAGAGGCCUCCUGUGAGCCGAGCUGCACCACUGCCUGACAAGCUGCUGAAGAACAAUGUGACCAAAAAGAAGAAGAUGGUGGAGGAGUUGGUGCUGGAGCACGUCUUCGGCUACAGAGGCUUUGACUGCCGCAACAACCUGCAUUACCUCAACGAUGGUGCGGACAUAAUCUUCCAUACUGCUGCUGCUGUGGUCAUCCAAAACCUGUCUGCCGGAACUCAAAGUUUCUAUCUGGAACACACCGACGACAUCCUCUGUCUGACCGUCAAUCAACACCCCAAGUACCAGAACAUCAUCGCCACUGGCCAGAUCGGUGACCUCACUGACCUGACAGGACUUGCUCCAUCCAUCCAUGUGUGGGACGCAGUGACCAAGCAGACGCUGUCCAUCCUGCGUUGUUCCCAUGCCAAAGGUGUCAGCUACGUUAACUUCAGUGCGACUGGGAAGCUUCUGCUGUCUGUGGGCGUGGAGCCAGAACACACCAUCACUGUGUGGAGGUGGCAAGAAGGCACCAAGGUGACCAGUAAAGGUGGCCAUGCAGAGCGGAUCUUUGUGGUGGAGUUCAGACCUGACUCUGACACCCAGUUUGUGUCUGUGGGGAUCAAACACAUUAAGUUCUGGAAUCUGGUUGGAGGUUCACUCAUGUAUAAGAAAGGGGUGAUUGGCUCGGUGGAGGAUGGCCGCAUGCAGACCAUGCUGUCUGUCGCGUUUGGGGCCAACAACCUGACGUUUACCGGAGCGAUCAACGGAGAUGUGUAUGUCUGGAGGGAACACUUUUUGGUUCGAGUUGUGGCAAAAGCUCACAGCGGUCCAGUCUUCACCAUGUACACCACGCUGAGGGAUGGGCUCAUCGUCACCGGAGGGAAGGAACGACCGACUAAAGAGGGAGGAGCUGUGAAGCUGUGGGACCAAGAGAUGAAGCGCUGCAGAGCCUUCCAGCUGGAGACCGGUCAGCCAGUAGAGAAUGUCCGAUCAGUCUGCAGAGGGAAGGGUAAGAUUUUGGUGGGAACCAAAGAUGGGGAGAUCAUAGAGGUUGGAGAGAAGAAUGCUGCAUCCAACGCCAUGAUCAACGGACACACUCAGGGAGGGAUCUGGGGUUUAGGAGCUCAUCCUUUCAAAGACGUCUUCAUCUCGGCCAGUGAUGAUGGAACGAUACGGAUUUGGGACCUAGCUGACAAGAAACUGCUAAAUAAGGUGAGUUUGGGUCACCCUGCCAAGAGCACCUCCUACAGUCCCAACGGAGAGAUGGUGUCUAUUGGCAUGGAGAACGGAGAGUUCAUCGUCCUGCUCGUCAACUCGCUCACAGUCUGGGGCAAGAAGCGGGACCGCAGUGCUUCCAUCCAGGACAUCCGGUUCAGUCCAGAUAACCGGUUCCUGGCUGUGGCUUCUGUUGAAAGUGCUGUUGAUUUCUACGACCUUUCUCUCGGGCCGUCACUCAAUCGAAUCGGUUACUGCAAGGACAUUCCGGGCGUUGUGAUCCAGAUGGACUUCUCUGCUGACAGCAAACACAUCCAGGUGUCCACCAGCACCUACACCCGGCAGAUACACAUGGUUCCAUCAGGAAAGAUCGUCACAGAGCUACAUGUCAUCGAGAGGAUCACCUGGGCAAGCUGGACCAGCAUCCUCGGUGAUGAAGUUCUCGGCAUUUGGCCUCGAAACUCCGAGAAGGCUGACGUGAACUGUGCUUGUGUUUCCCACACUGGCCUCAGCCUGGUCACCGGAGACGACUUCGGCCACAUCAAGCUCUUCGAUUUCCCCUGCUCUGAAAAAUUUGCCAAACACAAGCGGUACGUCGGUCACUCCCCCCACGUGACCAACAUCCGCUUCUCCUGCGACGAUAAAUAUGUCAUCAGUGCUGGAGGCAGCGACUGCAGUCUGUUUGUGUGGCGAUGUCAAUGA